Staurois parvus is the source of this 510-nucleotide messenger RNA. The record is from the annotation of a GenBank genome assembly. Lineage: Eukaryota; Metazoa; Chordata; Amphibia; Anura; Ranidae.
ACCAGGCACAACCGUGGGCUCCGAGUCAACUGGGAUGACCGCUGGCACUGGGUCAGACAUUGGAUCGUCUGGCUGGACAGCGGGCAUCGGGUCACCAGGCAUCAGGUCAUUUGGCUCGACAGCGGGCACCGCGUCAUCUGGCAAGGCAGUGGGGGCUCCGAGUCAACUGGUAUGACCGCGGGCACUGGGUCAGACAUUGGAUCGUCUGGCUGGACAGCGGGCACUGGGUCACCAGGCAUCAGGUCAUUUGGCUCGACAGCGGGCACCGCGUCAUCUGGCAAGGCAGUGGGCUCCGAGUCAACAGGCACGACAGUGAGCACCGGGUCAUCAGGUACCGGAUUGUCUGGCUCGACAGCAGGCAUCGGGUCACCAGGCAUCAGGUCAUUUGGCUCGACAGCGGGCACCGGAUCAGGUACCGGAUCAUCUGGAUCAACAGCGGGCAUCGAGUCAACUGGCCUAAUAGGAUCGUCAGGCUGGAUCAGUUCAUCAUGCUGGGUAGAGGCAUCAGGC